Molecule: messenger RNA, 348 nt
Organism: Ramularia collo-cygni
Lineage: Eukaryota; Fungi; Ascomycota; Dothideomycetes; Mycosphaerellales; Mycosphaerellaceae
Exons: 1
Coding region: 1-348 (115 amino acids)
Source: RefSeq, a predicted model, not a curated record
AUGUCGAACCCGCGAUGCAUAGACGCCGUCAUAUCGGCUGCGAAGGACCUUGUCCACGGUAGUGUCGCCAAAGAUCGUAUCAUCAUUCAGACAAUGACGGUAGAAGACAAGAAAUCUGUCAUGGUGGAGCUUGCCCGUUCGAGCCGCGGCGGGGAACUCGCAGGUCUGCGUGUAUGGAUGGGCUGUGAGGGAAGCACAAGGCCGCUCGUCUGGGAUUGUUCUCACGAUGGCAUCGGCGUGUUCACACUUUGGGACGCAAUGCACAUCGAACAUGAUCAACGUCGCGGCCACGAGGGCGAAGUCGGUUCCACUUUGUCUUCGGGAACAUCCUGUGCAUCGAGGAUAUGA